AUGGGGAACAUGAAAGCAUACCUGGCAAUAAUGCUUAUUGGAAUUAUGUUUCUGCCUUGGUUGGGGAAUUCAAGCUCGUCCGAUUCGGACCAAAGUCCUUCAACAUUGCAAUAUAAUGUCCUAAACUUUGGUGCAGUUGGGGAUGGUUCUCAUGACGAUACCAACGCUUUCAUGAAAGCGUGGAAAGCAACAUGCAAAAUGGCAUCACGUUCUCCUCCAACAAUGGUUCACUUAAAAGGUCUCAAUUUGUAUGGUGAUGGCAGCAUUCAUGGUCAAGGACAAAAAUGGUGGGAUAUGGAGGGUCGUAAAAAGCCAGCAGCAAUGCAGAUUGAAGACUCGAAGGACGUGAAUGUGAUAAAUCUGAAUUUUAAGGAUAAUCCCAGAAUGCAUUUUAUCCUUAAACAAUUGCAAUCAGUUUAUGUGAACAAUGUCACCAUUGUUGCACCUGAAGACAGUCCAAAUACCGAUGGAAUUCAUAUCACUGGUUCUACUAACGUUACCAUCGAAAAUUGCAAUAUUGGCACCGGCGAUGACUGUAUCUCAAUUGUGGAUGGAUCUUCAUAUGUGAAAGGUUCCAAUAUUUUAUGCGGUCCUGGACAUGGCGUAAGCAUUGGGAGUUUGGGCAAAAAUGGCGCAGAUGACAGAGUAGAACACGUUGAGAUGAGAGAUAUUGUGUUCACUAACACUCAAAAUGGUGCAAGGAUCAAAACAUGGCAGGGUGGAAGAGGUUUUGCAAAACAUAUACUAUUUGAGGGAGUACACAGUAACGGUGCCAGAAAUCCUAUCAUUAUUGAUCAAUUUUACUGUGACCACACCAAGUGUACAAACCACGAAUCGGCUGUACAAGUUAGUGACGUGACAUUCAGAAAUUUCACGGGCACAUCCAAAAAGUCAAUCGCCGUGAAGUUUUCAUGCAGCAAGACAGUUCCAUGUAAAAAUAUUAUCGCAGAAGACAUCUACCUGGUGUCAUUAGAUGGGAAAGAAGAUACAAGCUCGAUAUGUGAAAACGUCAAAGGAACUAUCUACGGACGUCAAGUUCCUAAAGUAUCCUGUUUGAAGCAAUCUAAGGACUCUGAUAUUCACCAUUAG
Messenger RNA from Oldenlandia corymbosa var. corymbosa, 1089 nucleotides. The record is from the annotation of a GenBank genome assembly. NCBI's taxonomy places the organism in Eukaryota, Viridiplantae, Streptophyta, Magnoliopsida, Gentianales, Rubiaceae.